Notolabrus celidotus (New Zealand spotty) is the source of this 1037-nucleotide messenger RNA. It is a transcript of the gene id1, whose product is annotated as inhibitor of DNA binding 1, HLH protein. The transcript has 2 exons. NCBI's taxonomy places the organism in Eukaryota, Metazoa, Chordata, Actinopteri, Labriformes, Labridae. Gene Ontology annotation, molecular function: transcription regulator activity; protein dimerization activity. Bases 132 to 527 code for a protein of 131 amino acids. Gene Ontology annotation, biological process: negative regulation of transcription by RNA polymerase II; circadian regulation of gene expression; cell differentiation. Gene Ontology annotation, cellular component: nucleus; cytoplasm. The record is from RefSeq and is a predicted model, not a curated record.
UUACCCAUGUGGAUGUUGCAAACUGUCAACAUUGCGUCGCCAUCAGCACUCAGAGGAAAAGACACCUCUUUGCUUAACUAAUCAUAUUCACUCGAAUUUCGUGGAAACUAAGCCUCCUACGCGAAUCAACAAUGAAGGUUGUCGGAUCUACCUGCGCCCUGAAGAGCAAAGUCAGCGGUGAAGACAUGGUGCGCUGCCUGUCUGAACAAAGCUUGACCAUCGCUAAAUGCAAGAUUCCGCUGCUGGAUGAGCAAAUGACCGCCUUCCUACAGGACAUGAACAGUUGCUACAGCAAGCUGAAGGAGCUUGUCCCUACCUUGCCUACCAACAAGAAGGCAAGCAAAGUUGAGAUCCUGCAGCACGUCAUUGACUAUAUCUGGGACUUGCAGGUCGAGCUGGACGAGCCGGAGAAGAGCCGCCAACUCACGGGCGCCAUCACUCGCACGCCGCUGACCACUCUGAAUGCAGAGCUCGCCAGCAUUGCAGUAGAGAACGGCUGCUCAGACGACAGAAUCAUGUGCCGCUAAGAGCUCACGGAGAUUCGCACCAUCACAGCGAACAACGCAAAGAACGAACAAGGCUACCUGAUGUGUUCGAACACAUCAUUAAAAAAAAACCUUGAACUGAGUAGGGACGUUUCAUACUCCCAGUGGUAGAACAAUACAUGUUUGGACAUCCUUCUGCGAUGAGGAUCCGUCACUCAGUGCUCUCGAUUUAUCCGAGGGCCAUGAGAGAAGAUGACCGGUGGUGUCCAGCUAUAGACUGGGUUAGCCGGGGGACCAAGACAAGUUCAGUGCAACUUGCAUCGCUCGUUGCUUGUAGAGUUUUAAAAGAAAGCUAAUUUCUGUUACGCUUUGUAUCUUAUGUACAUCAUAUAGAGAAUUCAUUGUUUUGUAAAAAAAAAAGUAAAUUUCUCAGAUUCCUGAGCGACAAAAUGUAUUGUAUAUUACAAUGCCACAUUAUGUGAAGAGAUUGUUUUCUUACAAUGUACCUUAUUGGUGUUUUUAUUAAAACAAGACAAUUAUUUUUGAACAAGA